Molecule: messenger RNA, 1290 nt
Organism: Tetrahymena thermophila SB210
Lineage: Eukaryota; Ciliophora; Oligohymenophorea; Hymenostomatida; Tetrahymenidae
Product: cyclic nucleotide-binding domain protein
Exons: 15
Biological process (GO): activation of GTPase activity; nucleocytoplasmic transport
Cellular component (GO): cytosol; nucleus; perinuclear region of cytoplasm
Molecular function (GO): small GTPase binding; GTPase activator activity
Source: RefSeq, a predicted model, not a curated record
AUGAGAUAAUAGAUUACAAAAUAUUACAAAUUAGAAGAAUUUAUAAACUCUUCGCUUUUAUCUCAUUAGGUUCUCCAUAUUUAUUUGAGUAAUAAUUAUAUUGGUGAUGAAGAUGCAUCAGGCUUAGGUUCUGCUUUAGCAAAUUGCAUUAAUCUCUCAAAUUUGGCACUUGACCUUAGUAAUAAUUAUAUUAGUGCAAUGGGUGCAUCAGGCUUAGGUUCUGCUUUAGCAAAUUGCAUUAAUCUCUCUAAUUUGACACUUAACCUUAGUAACAAUUAAAUUGGUAUUGCCGAUGCAUCAGGCUUAAUUUCUGCUUUAACAAAUUGCAUUAAUCUCUCAAAUUUGACACUUGUCCUUCGUGAAAAUUAAAUUGGUGCAAUGGGUGCAUCAGGCUUAGGUUCUGCUUUAGCAAAUUGCAUUAAUCUCUCAAAUUUGACACUUGACCUUGGUUCUAAUUAAAUUGGUGAUGAAGGUGCAUCAGGCUUAGGUUCUGCUUUAGCAAAUUGCAUUAAUCUCUCAAAUUUGACACUUGACCUUGGUUGUAAUAAAAUUCGUGAUGUCGGUGCAUCAGGUUUAGGUUCUGGUUUAGCAAAUUACAUUAAUCUCUCAAAUUUGACACUUGACCUUAGUGGAAAUUAAAUUGGUGAUGCCGGUGCAUCAGGCUUAGGUUCUACUUUAGCAAAUUGCAUUAAUCUCUCAAAUUUGGCACUUAACCUUAGUUGGAAUGAAAUUGGUGCAAUGGGUGCAUCAGGCUUAGGUUCUGGUUUAGCAAAUUGUAUUAAUCUCUCAAAUUUGACACUUGAUCUUCGUGAAAAUUAAAUUGGUGCAAUGGGUACAUCAGGCUUAGGUUCUGCUUUAGCAAAUUGCAUUAAUCUCUCAAAUUUGACACUUUACCUUUAUUGGAAUAAAAUUGGUGCAAUGGGUGCAUCAGGCUUAGGUUCUGCUUUAGAAAAUUGCAUUAAUCUCUCAAAUUUGACACUUUACCUUUAUGGAAAUUAAAUUGGUGAUGCCGGUGCAUCAGGCUUAGGUUCUGGUUUAGCAAAUUGUAUUAAUCUCUCAAAUUUGACACUUGAUCUUCAUGGAAAUUAAAUUGGUGAUGCCGGUGCAUCAGGCUUAGGUUCUGGUUUAGCAAAUUGUAUUAAUCUCUCAAAUUUGACACUUAAACUUGAGGAAAAUUAAAUUAGUGCAAUGGGUGCAUCAGGCUUAGGUUCUGCUUUAGCAAAUUGCGUUAAUCUCUCCUAUUUAACACUCUGGCUUAUGUAAAAAUAGUUUAUUUGUUUUGGAUUGUGA